Molecule: messenger RNA, 452 nt
Organism: Pyrenophora tritici-repentis Pt-1C-BFP
Lineage: Eukaryota; Fungi; Ascomycota; Dothideomycetes; Pleosporales; Pleosporaceae
Biological process (GO): mitochondrial respiratory chain complex I assembly
Source: RefSeq, a predicted model, not a curated record
GGCUCAAGAACCCCACAUUUACACCGCGACAAUGGCUUCAGGAUACGGACUUGCUGGUGGCCCCUCUCGCUGCUUCCCCUUCUGGCAAGAAGUCCUCGCCUGCUACACGACCAACACAAACGCCGAAGACGACUCUGGCAAAGCAAAAUGCGCCCCCGUCCUUGAAGACUACUACGAGUGUCUGCACCACAAGAAGGAGGCUGCACGUACCCUCGCCCUCCAAGCGGCUUACCGCAAAGCCGAAGCAAACAUAAAACGCGACGAUGCACCCAGCGCGGGGGAAAUAAGGCGAUUGGGUGUGCUCGAUGCGCCGCUAGAGGAGAAGAACCUCAAAGCGAGCAAAUGGUUCCCGCACAAGGAGAUUAACUAAGUGGGGUGGGUUGUUUAUGUACGAGGGAUCACACGACAAGACAUGGGAAGCAGAAAUGAAUUCAAUCUUUGAUUUUACCAAA